This is a messenger RNA of Pogonomyrmex barbatus (red harvester ant), 1152 nucleotides long. RefSeq names its product ubiquitin conjugating enzyme vih (gene vih). The record is from RefSeq and is a predicted model, not a curated record. Lineage: Eukaryota; Metazoa; Arthropoda; Insecta; Hymenoptera; Formicidae.
UUUCGAGCCGGGCAGUAAAACGCGUGCAGCAUUCAAAUUUCCGUCGUGCUGUUGUGGAGUUAGCCGUCAAUCGAGUCUAAGUCCGGGCGAAAAAGAGGGAGGGAGGGAGGGUUUCGCUCCGCAAAGACGAUAGUCCGAUUUUCGCCAGGAGUGUGAAAGACUUCGUAUCUAAGGAUGGCACAGAACGUGAAUCCGUUCAGUUCGAUGCAGAAUACCCCGACUAAGGCCGCCGAGGAGAAGCAGAGUCUGCCGAAGGACAAUCAUGCAGUCAGCAAACGAUUACAAAAGGAGCUCAUGGUGCUCAUGAUGAACACUGAACAGGGAGUAUCUGCUUUUCCAGAGGGAGAAAAUUUAUUUAAGUGGAUUGGGACGAUUACAGGACCAAGAGAUACAGUAUAUGAUGGACUCAUCUAUAAAUUGACUUUAGAAUUUCCACAUAGUUAUCCAUAUAGUGCUCCUAUAGUACGUUUUGCCACACCUUGUUUUCAUCCAAAUGUAGACACUGGUGGUAACAUCUGCUUAGAUAUAUUGAAAGAAAAAUGGAGCGCAUUGUAUGAUGUCCGUACUAUUUUGCUCUCUAUACAAUCUCUUCUUGGUGAGCCUAACAACGAUAGCCCGCUUAAUCCCGAAGCAGCAGAACUAUGGAACAAUCAGACGAAAUACAAAAAGUAUCUGAUAGAAAAAUAUCACAGAGCACUUGAUCGAACACAGAGCAAUCGUAAUCAGGAUUCAUGAUAAGCCAUGUCCGUAAUUCAUUUUGGAUCAUUUAAGAUUAUUCUUAACAGUGGUAGGAUUACAAUUAAGUGUAAAACUAAUCACAAUUUUUUUGCACUCCUUGUGAGGUCGCUAAGCACUGUUAACUUUAAAUUGGAUUUUUUUUCUUUCGAAACAUGACAAUGACGAAAUUCUCCUUCAACUAUAUGUGUAUGCCACAUUGCAUUUAGUUUGUGUUUCGCAAGCUCUUUUGUAGGAACUUUUGUAAGAACAAUUAUAAAUUUAUGUAAUCAUAUUAAGACAUUAAGACAAUUGCACUGCAUUUAUUUAUUUACCAUGUAAAAAUUGUUUUUUUAUCAUUACCACCAUCAUCCAUAUAUUACAUCUAUAUUUGUUUUCAUUUUUACUGUAUAGUUCUAAAAUAAAUAUUUUAAUGAU